CGGACCGGGCCGCAGCCCGCACCCCCAGCGGACCGCGCCAUGCGACACCUGCCGUACUUCUGCCGCGGCCAGGUUGUGCGGGGUUUCGGCCGCGGCUCCAAGCAGCUGGGCAUCCCCACCGCUAACUUUCCUGAACAGGUAGUAGAUAAUCUUCCAGCUGAUGUGUCCACUGGCAUUUAUUAUGGCUGGGCCAGCGUGGGAAGUGGAGAUGUCCAUAAGAUGGUGGUGAGCAUAGGAUGGAACCCAUACUACAAGAAUACAAAAAAAUCGAUGGAAACUCACAUCAUGCAUACCUUCAAAGAGGACUUCUAUGGAGAAAUCCUCAAUGUGGCCAUUGUUGGCUAUCUCAGACCAGAAAAGAACUUUGAUUCUUUAGAGUCACUUAUUUCAGCAAUUCAAGGUGAUAUUGAGGAAGCUAAGAAACGACUAGAUUUACCAGAACAUUUGAAACUCAGAGAAGACAACUUCUUCCAGGUUCCUAAAAACGAAAUAAUGAAUGGCCACUGAAAAAUCACUCACUCACUCACUGUUUUCUAGUAUUUUACCACUCAUAACGUUGCAGUCUUAUGUUGGUUAUAUUUUAAGAAUCAAACGUUUUCCUACAGCUGUGAAUUAGUUCAGACAGCACCUUGUACUCACCAUGUCUCACCUGUUAAAUUAAACAUACCAUGCAGCAGUACUGAAAAGAUUUAUUUCAAAAAUCAAGAUUCUUUUUUAUGUGAUAUGUUGAUUAAAAUGAACCACCAGAAAGGUCUUACGUGUCUUAAAAUAGAAAUGAAAUGUAUAUCAAUGUGGGUAAAAAGGCAAAUGAUUUGUUUGAAAUGAACACUGCUCUCACAGUGAAUGACACUUGUGUCUGUACUUGGGCAGCACGUGCUGCUCAGCAGAGGAGAAUGAGAGGAAAUAAUCUGGACAGGGGUCUGGUAGUUUAAAAUAUCUGGACUUUAUACUUUUGAUAUUUUGUGCAUUAGUAUUUUAUCACAGACAUGAAAACUAGUGAAAUUUCGUUUUAACUGGUCAUUUCCUCUAAGAGAAGUAAUCAUUGUGCUCUGUUCCAUUUUUGUUAUAGUUGCCUCAGUUCUAAUUAGUGUAGAUUCCCUCUGCCUAUCUUUUUGUUUGUCUGCCUGCUAAAGAGUGAAAUGAAUGUUUCUCAGAUCUCUAGGUCUCAUUUUUGUGUGGUAUACAUUUCUCUAUUUAAGGAUAGAUAACACUUUUUGACUUGGAUUCUUUUUUCCUUUAAGCAAUUGACGUUUUGAGGUUUUUUCCCCCAUUUAUAAUAUCCUGCGACUUUACACUUACAAAACACUGCUUCCGUGUCCAUCAUUCCAUCCCUUCACUACAUCAGCAGUGACUAAGUGCAUGUCUAUAUUGCCUUUUAGGAAAAAAAAUCCCAAAACUUCAUUGUUAUGUUUCCUCACAGUUAAAUGGACAUACAGCAAUUCAUUUAUGUAUACCAGUCUCUUGAAGAACAUAAAAUACUUGUUUUCCUCUGAGGGAAACUACUUAAGAGCCAAUUAAACUAUGAAAUAGAAACUUAUUUAUUUUUAAUGUAAUCAUAUGUUCCUGAGCAAAUGUAAACUGUUGUAGUUGAAUAUGUACAAUGUAAUUGAAUGCUAAAGAGUGGUUGUAGCUUGGGAGAAAGACAAUAAAGUUUUAGUUAAAUAAGCUUUUUACUAUGCAUUUUUCCUUCCAUGAACUUUGA
Messenger RNA from Talpa occidentalis (Iberian mole), 1702 nucleotides. RefSeq names its product riboflavin kinase (gene RFK). Gene Ontology annotation, biological process: FMN biosynthetic process; riboflavin biosynthetic process. The record is from RefSeq and is a predicted model, not a curated record. Gene Ontology annotation, molecular function: riboflavin kinase activity. The transcript has 4 exons. Lineage: Eukaryota; Metazoa; Chordata; Mammalia; Eulipotyphla; Talpidae. The coding region runs from base 40 to 507 and encodes 155 amino acids. Gene Ontology annotation, cellular component: mitochondrion.